This is a messenger RNA of Ochlerotatus camptorhynchus, 900 nucleotides long. RefSeq lists its product as uncharacterized. The record is from RefSeq and is a predicted model, not a curated record. Bases 214 to 804 code for a protein of 196 amino acids. The transcript is spliced from 2 exons. Gene Ontology annotation, cellular component: extracellular region. Gene Ontology annotation, molecular function: lipid binding. Gene Ontology annotation, biological process: lipid transport. NCBI's taxonomy places the organism in Eukaryota, Metazoa, Arthropoda, Insecta, Diptera, Culicidae.
UUCGUCGUACACACCGGGCCCGCUCGUUGCCGCUUUGCUACGCGGAGCUUACAAUUCAAAUUGAUCGCUGAGGUGAGACGCGUUGGUGCACCUUUGUGUUGGUAGCGUAUAUAAAAUCUACAAGACGCUAUUGGAUCGGAUUAGUCAAGGUUCUGAUUUCGGACGGUACGAAACGGUGUGAUUUCCGAUUCUAGUGACAGUAAUUUUUUCAAGAUGACAAAGUUGAUGUUUACGAUUCUGGCUGUAUGCCUUGUUCAGGUUUCACUGGCACGUGUUGUUCGAGAUGCUCCAGAACCACUGGCAGAGAAUUCGUUCUUGAAAACGCUUACCGCAGUUCAGGAGAAAGCCCAUGAAGCAUUGACUGGGCUUAAUCAAAGUGUGUUGAAAUCACUGGGAUUUCAAUCGAACGAUGAAGUAGUGGAAACAAUCCAGAAGAACACCAACAAGUAUGUCGAACAGCUGAAGACCGUUCAAACGAACAUCCAAGAGGAACUGAAGAAGCACCCGAACCCUCUCGAUCCUGUCAUUACGUCGUUGACCGAAAAGAUUGCCGAAACUAGAAAGUCGCUCAGCGAGCAAAACCCGGAACUGGUGCAAAAGGCCCAGGAAUAUCAGGAAUCCGUGCAGACCCGUAUCCAAUCGCUGUUGACCGAAGCUCAAAAAACCGGCGAACAACUGAAGGAAACUAGCCGAGGUGCCACGGAACAGCUGCAAUCCGCUCUGAAGCAGUUGUACGAUGUUACUUUCGACACAUUGAAGAAAACCGCUACGGAGUUGGAGCCAAACAAGACAGCCCAAUCGUAAAAAUGGUGAAUUUUUAGCGUGCUAGUGUUCUUUAUUUUUAAUAGAAAAAUGUGAGUAUCAUAACUGACAAUAAAUGACUCGAUUCGUGUACCAGUA